Messenger RNA from Stomoxys calcitrans (stable fly), 3112 nucleotides. RefSeq names its product acyl-CoA Delta-9 desaturase. Gene Ontology annotation, biological process: unsaturated fatty acid biosynthetic process. Bases 196 to 1338 code for a protein of 380 amino acids. The transcript is spliced from 5 exons. Gene Ontology annotation, molecular function: stearoyl-CoA 9-desaturase activity; iron ion binding. The record is from RefSeq and is a predicted model, not a curated record. Lineage: Eukaryota; Metazoa; Arthropoda; Insecta; Diptera; Muscidae. Gene Ontology annotation, cellular component: endoplasmic reticulum membrane.
ACACCAGUUUUAAUUCAACUAUCGGGGAGUGAAGUCGAAACAAAGUACGGGAGCUGCGAAACUAUAACGAAAGGAUUAAAAAAAAAGCAACAAAACAACGAAUUUAAGAUCAGACCAACAAAACCGUCGAUCUAAACUCCCACACUAAAUUAAAGGAUUAUUUUAAAUUAUUGAUAUAAACAUAACAAAAGCAUAAUGCCGCCAAACGCAGCUCCCCCCACACCAGCCCUUACCGAAUCACUUUUGGCCAGUGCCAGAGGCGAUGGCGGAAAUCCCAAAGUACUACAUGAAGCCACCACUGGUGUGCUAUUCGAACAGGAUGCCGAAACCAUUGAUGGAGGUUUGGUCAAAGAUAUUGAGAAAUUGAAAAAGGCUGAAAAACGUAAAAUGAAACUGGUAUGGCGUAACAUUAUAGCCUUUGGUUAUCUACACAUUGCUGCGUUGUAUGGAGCAUAUCUAAUGUUUACCUCGGCCAAAUGGCAGACCAUCGCUUUUGCUUUCGCCUUGUAUGUUAUGUCCGGUCUGGGUAUUACGGCCGGUGCCCAUCGUUUAUGGGCCCAUCGAUCAUAUAAAGCUAAAUGGCCAUUGCGUUUGAUGUUGAUGAUUUUUAACACCAUUGCAUUCCAAGAUGCCGCAUAUCAUUGGGCCCGCGAUCAUCGUGUCCAUCAUAAAUAUUCGGAAACCGAUGCUGAUCCUCACAAUGCUACUCGUGGCUUUUUCUUCUCACACAUUGGUUGGCUGUUGUGCAAGAAACAUCCCGAAGUUAAGGCCAAAGGCAAAGGUGUUGAUUUGUCAGAUUUGAGAGCUGAUCCCAUCAUUAUGUUCCAAAAGAAAUAUUAUAUGCUGUUGAUGCCAGUGCUAUGUUUCAUUAUUCCCACAAUGAUUCCUAUGUACUAUUGGAAUGAAACUUUUGUGAACUCAUGGUUUGUAGCUACCAUGUUCCGUUGGUGUUUCAUUUUAAACAUUACCUGGUUGGUGAACAGUGCUGCACAUAAAUUUGGUGGAAAACCCUAUGAUAAAUACAUUAACCCCGCUGAAAAUGUUUCCGUUGCCAUUUUGGCUUUCGGUGAAGGAUGGCAUAACUACCAUCAUGUCUUCCCCUGGGAUUACAAGACCGCUGAAUUUGGUGAUUAUUCAAUGAACUUUACUACAGGCUUCAUUGAUUUCUUUGCUAAAGUUGGCUGGGCCUAUGACCUAAAGACCGUCUCGGCCGAUAUUAUCAAGAAACGUGUCAAGCGCACUGGUGAUGGCACACACGCCACCUGGGGUUGGGGCGAUAAAGAUCAGCCCAAGGACGAAAUUGAUAAUGCCAUUAUUAUCAAUAGGAAAGAUGAAUAAGUCGUAGCUGUUUCAUCACUAGACGUCCAUAUUAAAAAUCAGGGAUAAACGAAGGGAAAGUGUGCUCCUAAACCACAAACAAAAACUGAUGAACAAGAACAACAACAAAAGAAAACAGGAAUACAAAUUUUUUAAAAUCAAAUCCUAAAUUAGAAGAUAACGAUGAAUAUUACACAAAAAAAAAACUUCUCUUUUGAUUAGCCAAACAACAAACGAAGAAGCAAACAAUGUAGAAGAAGCUGUGCAAAACACAAUAGUGUCAACUUGAAAAAUGGAUAAAACCAAACAUCACGCAAAACAGCAAAACGCUUGCAAGCACUGAUCUCACCAACUAACAAGAACAACAACAACAACAACCAUCCACCAACCAGAACAUCCGAGCAAACACACUUUUUCCUAUUCUUCAACAGCAACAGCGCAACAACUUUUUCUUAACCACUUCAAAAACAUAAGAAAACCAAAUGAAAUUGUCGCUAUAUAUAAAUGUUUCGAAAAACAUCAUACAAACAAGCGCAGAAAGCAACUACGUUUAGAAAAAACAUGCUUUUAUCUUUUGUUAUAUAAGAAAAAACUAUACAAGUAAAACUAUGUCUGGCACAUGAAUCAAACAAACAAACAAACAAAUCUGAAAGCAAGCAACUUGUAAAAACAAAAAAUAAGAAAACCAAACUCUUACUAACAACUUUUUAUUGUAAUUGUAAAACAUAAAAUAUACAAAGAAACAGAAGAAAAACUUACAUUAAAAAUGAAAGAAACAAAAACAAAAAAAACAACUACCAAUACACGAAUAGGAGAAGAAAAGAACCUAUCAACCAUCUACCAUGUUUAGAAUUAAGCAAAUCCCCCUCCACCCCCCACUAAACACACACCCAUGUGGAGCUGUGUGGAUCACAUAAGGAGUUUAAGUUCAGCUUGGAGCUUGUUGUUCCAGAGAACAAAGCGCGAACAGCUCUCAGCUCUCAACGGCAUCGAGAAACCAAAAAUGAAAAUCCUUAAUUAAUGUACCAUUAUUAUUGUUAGGAAUUCAACAACCAAAACAAAACAAAAAACAAAAAAAAAGCUUAACAAAAUAUUCCAACAUUUUUAAUUUCAAAAUUGUCCUCCACUUUAGAAAUUUUCCACACCUCCCCAAAAGUGCAGAGCUUAUAGAGAACCUGUAAACAUUUUGAAUUGGUUAACCAGUAACACCCCCUCCUUCCAUAUCUUCCUACAAAUAUAUUAUUUUUGUAUCACAUUUCAUAGAUGUUUAAAAGGAAAACAAAAAACGAUUGCUAUUUUCGUAUUAUUACUAUAUAAUUAUUAUAAUUACUAUUAUUAUAUGAAACUUGUUAUCAUAGUACAUACCUUCCCAAUCCAACCAACACUCGUACCCAUGGCCCCCAACCCAAAUGCGAAACAUCAUCCAAUUCGUCCGACAUGAUGGGUGAACAAUUUUUUUUUUAAACACAUAAAUCUGAUGUUACUAUAUAUGAGAAUCAUAAAUGUUUAAUGUGUAUGUGUGUGCGUAUGUAUGUGUAUUGCUGUUAUAUAUCCCCAACCUCAAUUCUCUUUACUACUCACACCGAUAUUUGGGCUUUUGUGUUUUUAAGAAAAUACCUAUAUUUGAGGAUGUGGGAUACUUAAGCUAGAGCAUUAUACUUUUAUGGCAAAUCUGAAUACAUUCAUACAUGCCUACAUACCUACUACUACUGCAUACAAAAUUACAAAAAUACAAAAACAAAGAAAUUAAUAAAUCUAUUGGAUACAAUUUGUUAGAGCUCUUUAAAAAUCUAAA